Drosophila rhopaloa is the source of this 2683-nucleotide messenger RNA. RefSeq lists its product as uncharacterized. The coding region runs from base 561 to 1919 and encodes 452 amino acids. Gene Ontology annotation, molecular function: muscle alpha-actinin binding; actin binding. The transcript is spliced from 6 exons. NCBI's taxonomy places the organism in Eukaryota, Metazoa, Arthropoda, Insecta, Diptera, Drosophilidae. The record is from RefSeq and is a predicted model, not a curated record. Gene Ontology annotation, biological process: muscle structure development; actin cytoskeleton organization. Gene Ontology annotation, cellular component: adherens junction; Z disc; filamentous actin.
UCGAAAAUUAUUUUAGUUGCCCAAGUCGAGUGCAGUUGUGUGGAAGUGAAAGAGAAGCCAAAAAAAAAGAAGCAGUCAGCAACGGCAAGAAAACGUGUUAAAUACACUUUCCAUAAUUAACUUUCAUAGUUGCGGUCUUGGUUGUUCGAAAUUUUUGGAGUUUCCGUAGUUUUCCGCAUUUUGCAGACUAAGAUUUAUUAAGAUUCGGGUUGUGCAAUGCGUGACUGCUGAUUAUAUAAGUCGCACAAUUGGCCAAAGUUCAAGUAUUCAAGUAGUUCUUUCAGUGGAAAAGUAAGUUGGAAAGUAAGCAAAAAUUCAGGUUGUGUCAAAAAGCCGGCAAAACUAGAAAAAAAAUAUUUUUGCACGGGCGGAAUUUUGACAGGCGAACGGCAACAAGCAAUCGGGAAAAAGAGCAACUAAAAGUUUCGCAGGAAAAGAGCAACAGAAGAAGGAAAAUAGAAAAUCAAGAGUGCCGCCGGCAAGAGCGUGAAUUUAUAAAUAAAACCAGCGGAUAGGAAGAGAUCCGGUGCCUCUUCGCAAGAGUACGGGUAAACAAAGCGAUGCCGGAGCCACUGGGACUGGUCUUCUCCAUGCCGGAGACAAAGUCGAAGGCGCCUGUUAUUAAGAUGUCCUGCGGCAUCGGCGACACGGAUGGCUAUCCCGCCUUCGACGUCGACUCGGAUGCAUAUGCCACCAAGGACGACAGCAGGUGGGGAUUCCUCAUCACCGGCGGUGCCGAAUUCCACAUGCCGCUGACAGUCUUCCAGGUGACCCCAAACGGCCUGGCCGAUAAAGCGGGCAUUCGCCUGGGCGACAUCAUACUCGAGAUUAACGAGGAGGACGCCUCGCAGCUGACACUUUCCCAGGCCCACGAGAAAAUCAACUCGACGCCCAAGAAGAUACAUUUCCUGCUGCGCAACAUGGAGGAGGACGAUCCCAUGGGCCAGUUCGAGGCCGGAGAGGAGAAGUCGAUUGUGAUGCGGGUGCCAAAGCCUCUGCCGCCGCCCAGUGGACGCAUUCGUGCCAGCUCCAUCGAGUUGCGCCUGCUGGAGAUGCAGCGAAAGCUGUCGGCCAUAGCCGAAAUACCCAAGAUCCUGUGCUCCACAUUGGCCACCGUCUCGCAGAGCUUUGGCCGGAUGAGUGAGUCGGAGGUGGAUGAGGACGAGGAGGCCUAUGUGCAGCGCAAGUUCUCCUACGACGAGGAUGCCCUUGACUUCGAGCUGAGGGACGGGGAUCUGGCAGGUGACACUGAGAGUGACGAGGAUGAUUUGGUGCAGGUCCAGGAGGAUGAUGGCUAUGAUGGCCAGGAGGCGGGGCAUGCCCCCAAAGGUGGCAAGCAAUCAAAGCUGCUGAAGGAUGUGACGCCGGAAUCGGAUUAUGCAUCGGAAGCCAAUUAUCCGGCAAAUGAGGCGAGUGAUGACACGGAAUCCGAAGGUGAGCAAGAGUCUGGCAGCGCUGUGUAUUUUAUGAAAUUGCCAGCGGCACCAGCCGAGGAUACCUACUCCUCGACGGAGGACGAGGAUGACAGCGACUUCUUGAACACCACCUACACCUGGAAUCUCCGCAACGUGCCCAAGCUGCGCAUUAACGAUGCCGAGGCCGAGGGCGAACUGACAGUGGGACACCAGGCGAAGGAGGUGCCACAGGAGGAGCAGCUCAAAGAGAGGGAGCCACUCUUGGAGGCGGAGCCGCCUAAGGUGCGCCCAGCCACGCCCACACCGCAGGCACCGCCUCAGGAUUCCGCCGAGGGACAGACGCAAAAGUUGCUUUUCAGACUGGAUAAGCUGGAGCGAUCUUGGCCCUGGGCGGACCGUGAGAAAAUCAUUUACAAGCAAUCCACGUGCCAUUUGGUGCCACGGAAGCCGCUGGGAUUGGUGGGCCAGCGAAUGCAGCUGCUGCUCAAGGACAAAAAGGAGUGAACCCACAGGCGGAGGAAGGAGUCAGACCCCACGUUAAACAGUUCCUGCCAUUAGCUUAAGUCUAACCUCAGAGGGUGUACAUACCGACUGCGAAGGGUGGGUGUGAAGUGGCCAACUUUUAAUUGAGUUCAUUAUGCAAAUACACAGGCGACAAGAGCAGCCUCAACUCCAGCAGCACUUCAAUUAAAAGCCGCACACCAGGGCGUAUACGAAACUCUAUUCAAACACACUUCACACCCCAGCCUUUUUACCCGAGUAAAAUUUUUAAUUAAAGUGCACUCUCCCGCAUGCCAAAAAAUCACUGCCAAGUCAAACGCAACCAGAGUCAAAAUCGAGACAAAACCAAACCAAAAAGUAGACCAAACUCAGCUCCAGCUCUCCAACUGGCACUUGCCACUUGGCCAGGUUUAUGCAUUAUUUGUGACCACACCAUAAAUUCCAGCUGAAGGCCAACGCAAUGCACUUAUCCCUCCGACAACAGGACGUCCAAGUCACGCAGGAUACGAGAACGGGCGAUGACGAUGUCAGAAAAUGUUGCUUGAAUUUUACCCUUAAUUUUAGGACUAUUUACUCUUGCAAAGGAAAGUAUCACGAGAUCAGUGAAGUUUAUUUUAUAAUGCAAAAUCUAAUGAUGUCUAAAAAAUUAAAAUUCUGCAAUUUAUUUUCAGUUUAUGUAUAAAAAUAUCUACAUUAAAUAAUCUUUGCUGAAAUUUAGUUUAAAAUGGAUUUAAAAGUUAAUAAAAUUUUCUAUAGACUUUGGCUUA